AUGUCGCGAUCCUUCACUGGGUGCAAGCGAUGUAAGGCCCGCCGGCAAAAGUGUGACGAACAGCGUCCCAGUUGUGGUCGAUGUCAGCUAGCCAAUACACCGUGCCGAUAUGCGAUGCAGCUGCAGUGGGGAGGGCGGGCUUUCUCGCGCUCGCGGUUCGGAGCCUGCGUGGGUAACGGAGGCAUGCAUAAAUUGGAGUAUUCACCCGGGGAGUUCAUCUACACCACCAACUCAUCCUCUACGGCACUAUCGCUCGGCUCAAUGAUCGGUGGUUCCUCGUCUACUUCUACAGCAACGACGACCGCUACAACUAGUCUAAACUACUACAUAGACCCGUUCGCCUCCCUCUCGACAGAUCAAAAGUCUCUCCUCCACCACUUUCUCAAUGAUGCCUCGCAAAUUACCGCCUGCCAUUCCGGCAUGCAACAAGACAUUUGCAAGAUGCUGGUCCCGAUGGCUCUGCAGACACCGUCUCUGCUUUACGCAACUAUGGCUCUCUCUGCUAUCCACCUACAGGCCCUCCACAAUCAAUCCGAGAACGUCAAAUCCGCCCCAGAAAUUGCGCGCUUCAUGGCUCUCAGCCUGGAGCACUUCCGCAAGGAAUUGGAGAACCCCGCCAGCCGAGGGUCCGAUGCCUUGCUGGCCACAGCACGCACCCUCUGCUUAGCUGAGAUUCAUUCAGGUGCCAUUCAUCCUCAUUCGUGGCGUGCACACGUCGCGGGGGCGAAGGCCCUCAUGGAUUCCUCCGACCAACGCGGAGUCCUGUCUCCGGGAUCGCCUGAGGGAUUUCGUCGUUAUCUCGACCGGUGGCACCGGUCAAUCGUCUCACUAACAGCGUUGACAGGGAACGGUCCGCCCAUCGGGGAGGAAGCAACUGUCACCGAGAAGAUACACGAUACAGCGACCCCGGAUUACCUCGAUGACUACUGGGGAUUCACAGUCAAUCUAGCCGCGAUCUUCCGAGCCAUCGGUGCGGCAUCUUGGCGCGAGCAUCAGUAUCUACUUCAGCAGCAGGGAUCUGGGCACGAUCCGGCGAGUGGGGACACAUCUAUCAAUAUCGACGUCGCGCACGAGGCAGCCACGCUUGAGAACGCCCUUCGUCGACUUAUGGCAGCUGAAGAGAUUGGAACUCAGCCAACCUUCUAUCCCGGGGUCAUGGAGGGACUCUCACCUGACAGCGUCCGCCAGCUGAUGCUCUGCAACGAGACGUUUCAGUGCAGCGCGCUCAUCCAGAUCCACCGCCGCUUGUAUAAGACACCUGCGUCGGCACCCGUGGUGCAGGACGCAGUCAAGCGGAUCCUGGAAUGCACAGCACAGAUUGGGCCAUCUCCGGGCCUGAGCCCCUGGGUGUUGCUCACGACACCACUAUUCAUUGCGGGAUGCGAGGCGCGUGGCGCAGAUCGACAACAGGUCCGCCAGCUCCUGGCAUCACUGCAUGACACGAUCCGAGUGCCGAAUGUUCUGCAGUCGUUGAGGUUGUUGGAGCAGUACUGGGGGAAUCAACUGGAUGAGAAUGAGGGAUGGACUCAGUUCUUGGGUACUCCUGCGGACGACAGCGAAGACGACAAUCCCAUCUACAACAUUGCGUAUUCCACACGAUUCACGAAUGCGACUCGGAUACACAACCGACUCGUCAGUGAAUCCUUUGUUCAUAAACGUAUCUCGCCCGCUAUAAAUCCCAAGCGCGCUACCACGAUGGCAUUGCACCUGCCAGCCAACGGCCCGACCCCGCUGCAGAUAGAUCCCCCGCGCCGCACUGGCACUUCGUCAACAAUGGGGGACAGCAAGCAACCCAAGACUCCCGGCAAUAAGAUCAGUUCGUUUUUCGGGUGGCGAGCGGGCAAUUCCUCUCCUGGCGCCGAGUCUUCCAGCACCGAAAUCUCCGAGUCAGGCCGAUCACCUAUACCUUCACCCAUGCCACCGUCGCUGCCUAGCGCUGCUUUCUCGAUAACGCCAUCCACCACGGUGCCUUCCGAUCCAACUCGCCCGCAUACAUCUCUUCCGCCACGCAAUUCGUCGCUUAGCAGCACAAGCAUUCUGGAGAUGUCCGGAGCCUCAGCCCUGGUGGCGGAGCUCGAGAACGAGCUGCGGGAGAUCAGCUCGGAGCUUGCGGGCUCAAUUCGACGGGAGAUGGAGCUAGAGGACCUGGUUGAACGACUCCAGUCUGAUUCGGUUUUUGACACCCCGAACCGUCGGACCAGCGAUUAUUUCUCCGACUCGGGCAGUAGUUCUAUCCGUUACGCCUAUGAAUCGGGUGGUAGGGUGGAGGACAUUGAGAAAUACAAGCGUACUGCCGAGCAGGAACGAGCCCAAAUGAAGGUGGAACUGUCCCAAAAGCUGCAGGAAGAGCGCGGCCGACGGGCGGCUUCUGAGGCGCACGUCCAGAUUCUCGAGUCGCAAGUGCACCAGCUGCGACGAGAGAGAGUGGAUCUCUCUGAUAUGUCCUCCCGGACCAAGGAGUUGGAGACAGCUCUCGAAGCCACUCGUCGAAAAUUGGCGGAAGAGCGCCAGAUUAAAGAUAAUUUCGAAGAUUUGCUUACUGCCAUGCGGGUUGAGCUCGAGCAACUGCGGAAUGAGCGGGACCACCUGAAAGAGAACGUAAUACCACAAUUGCAAGAAAGUGCUGGCAACUCCCAGCAGCAACCAUCAGAUUCCUCCGAGGUGGCGCGGCUGAUGGGAGAAAUUGAGGCAUUGAAGAUUGAGAACGCCUCUCUGGCGCAACUGCAGGGGAGUCGUUUCGCUUCUAUCGCCGAAGAAGAUACAAUGUCCUCGGCACGUGGCACGGGACUCGGGCUCUCCCGUUCAAGUUCCCUUGCACGUGUGCGCUCAAAACCGAGUGCGCCCACUGGUCUAUCCCGAUCGAAUUCCCUGUCUCGCUCCAACUCAGUCAAUGUCAAGGAUCGAGGCGAGCCGAGAGAGAACUUGGCUGACCGAAUUGAGGACGUCGAGGCUCAGCGGGAUGCCCUCCACGAAGCACUUAAACGUUUGCUGGACCGUCAAGCCUACGAUGCUCGUGAGUAUGAGAAGCAGUUAAAGAUGAUGGAGCUAGAGCUUGCUCGUGCUCAAAUGGCGGAGUCUCCGAAAAAGAUUGGGUACGAAAGAGAGGUGCGCAACCUCCGCGAGGAGGUCAACCUCCUUCGUCACCGCGCAGAAGAAGCCAUGGAGCAAAAAUGGCAGUGUGAAAAGGGUCUUGCAGGGUUGAAGAUGGAUCUGGACCGUGCUGAGCAGGAGACCACUUCUUUGCGCGUCCUGCUGCAGGAGCAUGACAUCACUGUUCCUGAGGACCACGAAAUUGACCAGGACGGCUUUGCUCAAGUCCUGGUCACUUCGUCCUCCCUUGAAACUGCCUACAAGCAGCUUCAAGCUGACCGGGAUCAAGCUGAAGCCAACGUGGCGCAGUCCCCCCUGCUGGCGGAGUCGGUUACUCGGACCAACAGCCUGGCGGAACAUGUGCAGCAACAACUUGCAAACAAUAUCGCUCUGCGUAGCCGCUUGGCCGAGGCGAUUGGUAAGGGCGAGAAAGAGCAGCAGCUGUCGGCCGCGCGCAUCAAUGAAAUGCAGGGCCGGCUCAAGGAGAUGGAGGACAUCCUUCUAAUGGCGCAGCAAUUCUCCGAGGAUGAGAUGGCCCGUCAUGAAGAGGAAGUCCGUAACCUCCAGGAAAGCCAUAAUUUGCAGUUGACGCGCGUCAAGAAUGGCGCGCGUAGUCCAAUGACCCUGUCUCCGAAGCCUCCCAACACGCCAUUCGGCGCGCGUUCGCCGCGCUUAGACAAGACGACUAGCGGGGAUGGAAUGGCGCUGAACGAGGCGGUUCAAUUCGAGACGCUGGAGAAGCGCGUCAAGGAGUUGGAGAAGUUGCUCCGCCACGCCGACUCGGAGAUGGAGGAGGUGGUCGGUCGGAUGAACCGUGCGCAGAUCGAAGUCGCCGAACUACAGUCCGAUCGGGACGAGGCAUUGCGUCAAACCAGAAAGCUCCAGGCCGAGAUUCUGGCUGAACGCGAGGCAUUGAAGACGCUGAUUGUCUCUUCGAAGUAA
Molecule: messenger RNA, 4032 nt
Organism: Aspergillus saccharolyticus JOP 1030-1
Lineage: Eukaryota; Fungi; Ascomycota; Eurotiomycetes; Eurotiales; Aspergillaceae
Exons: 5
Coding region: 1-4032 (1343 amino acids)
Biological process (GO): positive regulation of transcription by RNA polymerase II
Cellular component (GO): nucleus
Molecular function (GO): transcription cis-regulatory region binding; DNA-binding transcription factor activity, RNA polymerase II-specific; zinc ion binding
Source: RefSeq, a predicted model, not a curated record